CCCAAUCUCACCUCACGUCUACAGACAUGAGAUCCACAUAUAACAUACUUUCAUAGAUACCCACCAAUUUUGAGACCCUUUUAGAGGUCCACCUUUUGCCUUUAGUCUUAAUUAUAUAUAGACAGUAAAGUCACAAAACCAACCAAGAAAACAGAGGUCCUAUAUAUUUUGAGAGGUUUUUUAUCUUAUAAGAGAACCUCAAACAAAAUCCAGUCAUUCAACCAAAUCAGUGGGUGUCCUAAAACCAUAUUUGUUUUGCUCCAUCUUUGUUCUUUCGUUUAUAUCAUUCAAGAUCAUAAAUCUUGACCAAACCUCAAAUCCUUUUCCUUUUAUACUAAAACCUACGAGGUUUUAAAUCAUUCUCUUUUUAAUUUCCUUUAUUUCAUUAUUACUAGCUCUAUCUCAUCCUAGAAAAUGGACUCCGUAGAACUACACAGAAUUUUUCAAAUGUUUGAUCGUAAUGGAGACGGAAAUAUUACAAAAAAGGAGCUUAGCAUCUCGUUACAAAACUUGGGAAUACACAUUGAGGAAAAAGAACUUGUACAAAUGAUCGAAAAAAUAGACGUAAACGGAGACGGAUACGUAGACAUAGAUGAAUUUGGAACAUUGUACAAGAAUAUAAUGGACGAGAAAGAUGAAGAGGAAGAUAUGAGAGAAGCUUUUAAUGUGUUUGAUCAAAAUGGUGAUGGAUAUAUUACAGUGGAAGAGUUGAGGUCAGUUUUGGGAUCACUAGGGUUGAAACACGGCAAAACUUUAGAAGAUUGUAAGAGGAUGAUAAUGAAAGUGGAUGUGGAUGGUGAUGGAAUGGUUGAUUUCAAGGAAUUUAGACAAAUGAUGAAAGGUGGUGGAUUUGCUUCCUUGAGCUCACGAAGUUUAUGAAAUUAAAAAUGAAAAGAGAGAAAAAAGAAAAGGAUAUAUAACUAGUGCCACCCUUUUUGUAUAAUGUGUCCUUUAAUGAAUCAAUGCAUGUCAUAUUUCUUCAAUCUUGCGAUCAUAUACUUGUUAAGACUUUUGGCAUCUUUUCCUUUUUCGGUUUCAUCUCUCCCACGAUGAUGUAAUAUCUUUUUAAGAAUUCUUAAAAUCAAUCAAUUAACUAACUGCAUCUCAGUAUCAAAUCAGGUUAGAGCCGUUCCUUUAUAUCUAUCAAACAAUUUAAACUGCAGCGCCAUGAGGUUAGAUUCCCAACAUUUUCUAUUUAUGCUAUUUGUACCAAUUAACUAUGUCCAAAAGAUUGUAGAAAAAUGACACUAGGUAACCACUUUGAGCACUCCUAUUUAAAACUUAUUCAGAUUUUAAAAAUUAUUUAAAGUUAUAGCCAGUUUUGGCAAACUUCAAAUUCAUGCAUACUGCUGCAGCUUCUUUUUCUCCAUCUGACUGUAUGAAGUUAACUUUGAGGUGGCUAAACUUUGAACUUUAUAAGUUUAGGUUAUUUCUU
This is a messenger RNA of Nicotiana tabacum (common tobacco), 1435 nucleotides long. Lineage: Eukaryota; Viridiplantae; Streptophyta; Magnoliopsida; Solanales; Solanaceae. The record is from RefSeq and is a predicted model, not a curated record.